AUGGAGGAGGCUCAAGUUUCGACUCAGUCUGUCGAUAUUGAACCUGUCAACGACAAACACCCAACAGAAGUGACCCCGACCGAACCCGUUGGCAACAACCAUGCGGAGCCACAUAACGCUGCAGAGAUUGUCAAGACAUCCGAGCCCGAGUUGGUGUUACAAGCUCCUGCCGAAGAGAAUCGUCCUGUUGACGUAACUACAGCUCCCAAUAGCGAAGAUUCGUCUACGUCUGUAUGUGAGCCUCCGCUCUCCCCUCGCUCGGGCCGUUUAUCCGAAGGAGCUGAGGUGGUGACGCCGGCAGGCACAGUCGAGGCACCUGUCAGUGCGAGUGAUACUCCGUCAACAGAGGAGAAGGAAUCUAUAGCUCAAGUGAAAAGAACUAAUGUAACUGAAGCAGAAGCGCAUGCAGUCGACCACGAACUGCAGCACGAAACAAUCACUCUAACCUCCACACCAGCAGCAGUUACCACAGAGUCAAAACCGCCCGUAGCAGCACCUUCCCCAUCAAAGAAGGCCAAGAGCGAGAAGAAGCAGGCCAAUCAAGACUCUUUCGCUAGUGAAGAAGUAUUGCACGAGAUGCAGAAAUUCCUCACGCUUCAGAUUGUGGAGAAUCGCUGCGGCUCACACACGAAGGGUAUUCAAGAAUUCGUGGAGAAUCAUCUGAAUGAGAAACAGCGGAAGCGAUACAUUGCUCCACUAUUAGAGCGCAUCGUACAGAACUUUACACAAGAGGCCACAGCUAAGGGGGAAGAGGUUUCCCUCGACGUGCAGUCCAAUAUCUGUCUCAUCGAGCAAAUGUUCCUAACAUUUGGACGACGUUCACCGCUCCAGGACAUGUACACUGCAGAGGAAGAAGAGAUGCUAGACUUGCUCUUCCACAGCAACAGCAGCAACAACCUACCGAUCGAUACUUAAUGCUUCAAAUGCAUCUAACUUCAGCAAGGAA
Messenger RNA from Phytophthora nicotianae INRA-310, 946 nucleotides. RefSeq lists its product as hypothetical. NCBI's taxonomy places the organism in Eukaryota, Oomycota, Peronosporomycetes, Peronosporales, Peronosporaceae. The transcript has 4 exons. The record is from RefSeq and is a predicted model, not a curated record. The coding region runs from base 1 to 915 and encodes 304 amino acids.